Molecule: messenger RNA, 801 nt
Organism: Serendipita indica DSM 11827
Lineage: Eukaryota; Fungi; Basidiomycota; Agaricomycetes; Sebacinales; Serendipitaceae
Source: the annotation of a GenBank genome assembly
AUGGCAUCGUCUUCAAGAAGAGGAAGAGGAAGAGGUCGCGGUGGAGGAAGGAAUGAAGACCCCGUCGUUCAAUUGUCAAAGACGCUCUCGUACAUCUUGAGGCACGGUGCCAAGGGUGAAGGGUUGGAGAUGCGUCCAGAUGGUUAUGUUAAACUCGAAGACUUGCUCAAAAGACCAAAGCUGCGCGGAUAUGGCUUCAACCAGAUCAGAGACGUCGUAGAGGAAAACGAUAAACAGCGAUUCACUCUGCUAUUAGAACCAUAUACCACGACGUCUUCAUCUGCUGCGCCUGACACCGCAGUACCUAUCACAAUUCCAUCUAAAUUGGCGGAUGACUCCUCAGACAUACUCAAAGACCUGGAUAUGAACUCAGGGACAUGGUACAUCCGAGCAAAUCAGGGUCAUUCUCUCAAGGCAAGUGCUUUCGAUUGCAAAGUGGAACAGCUUGAACUGAAACCAGUAGAAGAUCCUUCCGAGAUUCCAAUAGCCAUCCACGGGACUACCCUCAAAGCCUGGGACAGCAUCAAACAAAAGGGACUCUCUAUCAUGGGAAGAAAUCAUGUUCAUUUAGCCGCAGGCAAGCCAGGCGCGUCUGGUGUUCUUAGUGGAAUGCGCACGAGCUCAGCUAUCCACAUUUACAUCGAUGUUGAAAAGGCAAUGGGAGAUGGGCUCAAGUUUUUUGUCUCAUCAAACGGGGUCAUCCUGACGGCCGGGGAUGAAGAAGGAUUUCUAUCCAAGCGGUACUUUAGCAAAGUGGAGAGAUCAAACGGUACUCCAAUGCCAGAUGAUUGGAGGGAAUGA